This is a messenger RNA of Rotaria sp. Silwood2, 510 nucleotides long. The record is from the annotation of a GenBank genome assembly. NCBI's taxonomy places the organism in Eukaryota, Metazoa, Rotifera, Eurotatoria, Philodinida, Philodinidae.
AUGUCUGAAAAAUGCGUUGUUGAUAAAUGUAGACGCAGAUCACGAGCAUUAUGUAAAUGUUGUAAACAAGAUCUUUGUUAUCAACAUUUAUGGGAACAUAAUGAUUUAAUUAUUUCUCAAUUAAAAUUAUUAAAAAACGAAAUUCAUGAAGUUAAUUAUCGAUUUAAAACAGUUAAUAUUCAGGAAGUAAUUAAAAACUUUCAUCAACAGAUAAAACAAUGGCGAAUUGAUUGUUAUGUAAUAAUUGAUCGUUUGCAUGAUCAAAAAUGUCAAGAAUUUGAUGGAUAUAUUAAUGAAAUAGUCGGAAAACAACAUGAACAUAUUGAUCAAUUACAAAAACGUAUCGAUGAAUUUAUUGAAAUUGAAGAUGGAAAUCAACAAGAAAUCAAAUUAAUCAAAUCAAAUAUUUAUGAUCUUAAGAAAAAAAAUGAUAAGAUUGAAAACGCGAUUUUUCCAAUUACAAUUUUACCAUUAGCCGUUGACGAACAUUUAAUUCAAAUCAAUUAUUAA